Saprolegnia diclina VS20 is the source of this 1540-nucleotide messenger RNA. RefSeq lists its product as hypothetical. The transcript has a single exon. NCBI's taxonomy places the organism in Eukaryota, Oomycota, Saprolegniomycetes, Saprolegniales, Saprolegniaceae. Bases 19 to 1476 code for a protein of 485 amino acids. The record is from RefSeq and is a predicted model, not a curated record. Gene Ontology annotation, molecular function: protein binding.
GUUGGUGCGGACCACGAGAUGGCUCAUAACGGGAGAGGCGCAGUAUGGCGGCGCGUGCCAACGGUCAAAACGUCCGUCGACGUCACAUACCAAGUGCCCAACAUGGUGACACCUCCAUCGUGCUCGUCGGCCCACGCCGUCUUGUCGAAUGCCUGCCUCUUCUCCUGCAUGACGCAGUACCAAGGCGGGCUCUACCAAAGUCUCCUCGCCUUUCAAGCGUCGUUCCGGCUUCACGAACGGCCCCUCCAAAAAGGCCAGCACCAGCGCGAGGCCAUCUUGCUUACCACCGAUGCGCUCUGCACCGCGUUCGAGGGUCUUCUGCGGACGUCACCAAACGAACUGGAGCUUCUCGACCUCGGUCUCUCGGUCGCCAACGUCAAGGCAGAUCGCUCGACGACGCUGCUGGCCGUGUGCAUGGCUGCGGCCCUCGGUGACAUGGCUCGUCUCGAGCGCUACCAUCAGUGCACGCCGCUGCCAGCGCGCGCUCUUGUGUCGGCCGCCAAGUUUGGCCAGCAGGCCGUCACUGCAUUUCUUAUCUCGGCCAUCGAGGAUGUCUCGUCGAUGGUGCACGAGGCCUUCUGCAUGGCCGCACGCGAAGGCCACUUGUCUCUACUUACCCGCUGGGCACCCCACGUACCAUUGGCCGCGACGAUCCACGACGCAAUCCAGCAAGCGGCGGCGCGCGGGCAUCUGGAGGUAGCCUUAUACCUUCUCCGCCUGCCGGGCGCAGACCGCGCAGCGCGGCAUGCGAUCAAGGCGGCCAUCAUGGGCCGUCACGUUGACCUGGUCUACGCGCUCACGGCGAUGUUUCCGGACGCCGUCACCAACUCGAUGCUCAACAAGGCGGUCGUGUGCCAUGACGUGGCGCUCUUACAGCACCUCAUGGCCACAUAUGACGUGCACAUGACGCCCGGCGUGUGGUAUUACGUUGGUCUCCGCCCGCACUUGGCGAUUUUGCACUUUCUAAAGGCGCUGGCUGUGCCGGGCGCGUCCAACACGACCUUUGAUCGCGCGGCAGCGCUCGGGUCGGUCGAGAUUCUCGCGCUCCUUCACGACUCGUACGGCCUCGAAGGCACCGUCGACGCCAUGACCCUCGCAGCAAGUGCUGGCAACCUCGACGUGGUCGCCUACCUGACCCAACACCAUCUCAAUGUCGGGUGUACGACCGAUGCGAUGGACCAAGCAGCGGACCACGGCCAUUUGCACGUCGUGCAGUAUUUACAUACGCAUCGGGACGAAGGCGCGUCGCUCUUUGCGAUCGAUGGCGCGGCGGCCAGCGGCCACCUCCACGUCGUCCGCUUCCUCUGCGAAAAUCGGGUCGAAGGGUUUUCGCAGCGCGCGCUGCCCGUCGCGCAGCUCUACGGCCAUGACGCCAUCGUGAACGUGCUUCAAGCGCACCAAGCGCGUCUCGAGAAGGUCGACGACCGCCAUAUGGGCCCAUGGGUCGGCUACGCAGUCUAUGGCAUUGAGUUUUAACGUGGUAGAAUCAGCUGCUUUUGCAACAUUAUCGACCAUUUUGACGAGAUUGACCAUCUUCGUG